This is a messenger RNA of Rhagoletis pomonella (apple maggot), 1146 nucleotides long. Its product is annotated as protein ALP1-like. Bases 85 to 1146 code for a protein of 353 amino acids. The record is from RefSeq and is a predicted model, not a curated record. Lineage: Eukaryota; Metazoa; Arthropoda; Insecta; Diptera; Tephritidae. The transcript is spliced from 3 exons.
GAGUAAGUUAUCGAUGCAAAUAAAUUUAAUUAAAUACUAAUAACGCAUGUUUUUACAAAUUUUAUUAUUUUAUUGGUCACCAGAAUGGAUAGAGAUUUUGAUGAAGGCUUCCUUGACUUGAUGUUUUUAAACAUAUGUCGUCUGCAAAAGCAACGACAAAAAUCAAGACGAGUACGCCGCUGGUGGGUUCAUCCGGUUAACAGGGAUCGAAACCCAAACGGAUACUUUAAAAAAGUGUUUUUGAAAUGGAAAUUGCAUGAAAACAAGCUUUUCGCUCUAACGAGAAUGAACCGUCGCACUUACGAUAUAUUGCUGAAUAUCAUGCACCCCUUCUUGAAAAGACUCAAGCAGCAAAUCGGUUCCAAAGAGCGCCUUUCGAUAACUAUAAUGUACCUCGCGCACGGCACCCCUUUCGAAAUCAUCGCUUCAAUGCACAAGCUGGGGAAAACUACGGUUCGCAAUAUUGUAUUGGAGACGUGUGAAAUGUUAUGGACCGAACUAUCUCCAAUAUAUCUCAGCGAACCCACGGUGGCACAAUACACAGACAUCGCGGAGGACUUUUUUAAGCUUUGGAAUAUGCCAAAUUGUGUUGGAGCGAUCGACGGAAAACACGUUGCUAUUACGUGUCCAAAAAAUUCAGGUUCCCUGUACUAUAACUAUAAAAAGUUUUAUAGUAUUGUGUUGAUGGCAACCUGCGACGCCAAGUAUACGUUUACCUCGGCUAGCAUUGGAAGUUAUGGUGGACAAAGCGAUGGAGGUAUUUUCCAACAAACUGAUUUUGGACGGGCGCUCCUGAGCAAUAGUUUGCCAUUACCGCCCUCAACGCCUUUGUGCCGUGAGACCACAGAAGUAUUUCCACAUUUUUUUGUGGGCGAUGCGGCAUUCCCGUUGAAAGAAAAUUUGAUGCGACCUUACCCUGGAUCUCAACUCCCGCGAUACAAAACAGUUUUUAAUUACCGGUUGUCGCGAGCUCGCCGGGUAAUUGAAAACAGCUUUGGUAUCUUAACAGCCCGCUGGCGUGUCCUUCGCAAAGUAAUAGAUUGUAGUCCAGAGAAUUGCGAAAAGAUCGUUUUAGCGUGCUUAGUUCUACACAACUUCGUUAUGCUCCACGAUCUAGAACGUUGGUGCGGAUUUUUUUCCAUGUAA